UGAGCAGAGAUUAACACGCUGCUCCUCCUGCUAAGCCCCGAGGAUGGAGAAGCAUUCAUCUGAAAUAAUAAAAAACAAUUAAAAAGGUCGAGUGCAGACUGAGACUGAACGUUGUUUUUCCUCUGUGGUCGGAGGAAGAGGAGGGAGGAAGAUGUCCAUUGAUCGGAGCAGCUGGGUGUGUUUGACCAACAUGAAUGAAUCGCGGCGCUGACGUUAUGCCCGCUCUGUGUGUGUCCUUGAUGGCAACGUAUAAAAGUCCAGGAGCUGCUGGAAGCCGCAGAAGAGACGAAGAGCGACCAAGACGUCUUCAUCCAGAACCAGAAGAACAGCAGCAGCAAUAAGAGGAGAAGAAACAAACGCUGGAUCAUGUGUCCUGUGUGGCUAUUGGUGGCUGUGGUGAUUGUGGGCGGGGCCACAGGAGCUGUUAGCCAAUGCUGGGAGCAUCCGAGCUGCCAGGACCUGAACUCUGAGAGCGGCAUGAUGGAGUGCAUCCACGCCUGUCACUCUGACCUCACCGCUGAGACCCCCCUCAUCCCAGGGGAAGCCCACCUCCUGCCUCCCCCGCCUCCCCCCUCAGAGCUCUCCCCCUUCCCCUCCUCCUCCCCCCAGGCCAAGCGCUCCUACUCCAUGGAGCAUUUCCGCUGGGGGAAGCCUGUGGGCCGGAAGCGCCGCCCGGUCAAGGUCUACACCUCCAACGGCGUCCAGGGGGAGUCCACCGAGGUGUUCCCCGGAGAGAUGAGGAGGAGGGAGCUGGCCAAUGAGCUGCUGGCAGCAGCCGAGGAGCAGGAGGUGAUGGAGGAGGCGUCGGAGGAGCACCAGCGGCUCCUGGGGGGCCUGCAGGAGAAGAAGGACGGUUCAUACAAGAUGAAGCAUUUCCGCUGGGGGGGCCCGCCGGCCGGGAAACGCUACGGAGGGUUCAUGAAGAGCUGGGAGGAGGGGCGCCAGAAGCCGCUGGUGACGCUCCUGAAGAACAUCAUCAACAAGGAGGAGCAGGUGUGAGAGGAGGAGCAGGUGUGAGAGGAGGAGCAGGUGUGAGAGGAGGAGCAGGUGUGAGAGGAGGAGCAGGUGUGAGAGGAGGAGCGGGUGUGAGAGGAGGAGCGGGUGUUCAGCAGCGACCAAUAAAAAGCUGAGAAACUUCUGGAUGUGACGUGAUUUUCCCUGACAUGAAGGCAAAGCGAUGAAGAUGUUUUGAUAUUUAUUGUUUCAUGUAAAUAACUGUAUUUAUUACAUAUGAAAACAAAGAGUUAUU
Cyprinodon variegatus (sheepshead minnow) is the source of this 1249-nucleotide messenger RNA. Its product is annotated as pro-opiomelanocortin-like. Bases 367 to 999 code for a protein of 210 amino acids. Gene Ontology annotation, cellular component: extracellular region. The transcript has 3 exons. Lineage: Eukaryota; Metazoa; Chordata; Actinopteri; Cyprinodontiformes; Cyprinodontidae. The record is from RefSeq and is a predicted model, not a curated record. Gene Ontology annotation, biological process: neuropeptide signaling pathway. Gene Ontology annotation, molecular function: neuropeptide hormone activity.